GGUGCGGCCGUGCCCGCGCGGGGGUCCCGGCCCUCAGGCCGCGGUGCGGGGCAGCCCCGGCCCGGCAGGGGCGGCGCUUGGCGCGGGCAGGGCCGGCCCGGUCGAGCGUGCGCAGCUCCUGCGCCCUUUAAGCCGCGCCGCCCCUGCCCGUACGGGCGUCUGAGCCGCGGGAGUCGCGCGGGAAGGAGCCGCCACAGCGCCGGGACGCGUCUUCCUCCACCUCCUCCUCCUCCUGUCCCCCCUGCUCCUCCUCUCCGGCCUCGCCGCAGCCCCCUCCUCCCCACCCCGUGCCCUGCUCCUCCCGCCACUGCCAGCUCUAAGAUGCCCCGCUAUGAACUGGCUUUGAUCCUGAAAGCCAUGCAGAGGGGUUGGUACAGUAGGCCUCACUAAACUUAGCUGCAACUAAGAAUUUCUCCUACAUCAACUGAGUUAAGGCUGAUGCUCUUGUGGAAUGUGGAUUAAAAGUGCGUGCUAAGUUCCCAAAUUUGAGAAGCGGAGAAAAGUAAAUGUACCACUGCCACCAGCAUCAGGACAGCAAACCAAGGGACAAAGAAUUUGACCCGCUGUGUUGAUUUUGGUUAAAACUGGUUCACGUGGUGCUUAAGAGACGUUGGCUGGGGGGCGAGAAGUGGACGUCAGCGAAGGCUUUUUGGUUACAAAAUGAGGGCUUCUUUGGAGCCAGCAGACAUUGCCAUUGUGGCCCUGUACUUCGUGCUUGUAAUGUGCAUAGGUUUCUUUGCCAUGUGGAAAAACAAUCGGAGCACCGUGAGUGGCUACUUUUUGGCAGGGCGUUCUAUGACCUGGGUAGCUAUCGGGGCCUCGUUAUUUGUGAGCAAUAUUGGAAGUGAACAUUUCAUUGGGCUCGCAGGAUCUGGAGCGGCGAGUGGAUUCGCCGUAGGCGCGUGGGAGUUCAACGCCUUAAUGCUUUUGCAGCUUUUGGGAUGGGUCUUCGUGCCAGUCUACAUCCGGUCGGGAGUGUACACCAUGCCUGAAUACUUGUCCAAGCGGUUUGGAGGGCAUAGGAUUCAAAUCUAUUUUGCAGCGUUGUCUCUACUUCUUUAUAUCUUCACCAAACUCUCGGUUGACUUGUAUUCAGGGGCGCUUUUUAUCCAAGAGUCCCUAGGGUGGAACCUCUACCUGUCGGUGAUCCUGCUGAUCGGAAUGACGGCGCUGUUGACUGUGACCGGAGGGCUGGUGGCCGUCAUCUACACGGACACCCUCCAGGCGCUGCUUAUGAUCAUUGGGGCCCUCACACUCAUGAUCAUAAGCCUCAUGGAGGUCGGUGGGUUUGAAGAAGUGAAAAGGAGGUACAUGUUGGCGUCACCAAACAUCACCUCCAUCCUCCUAACCUACAACAUCUCCAACACCAAUUCCUGCAACGUCAGUCCAAAGCCCGACUCUCUCAAAAUGCUGCGUGAGCCGACGGACGAAGACAUUCCCUGGCCUGGAUUUCUGCUGGGACAAACCCCGGCCUCAGUGUGGUACUGGUGCGCUGACCAAGUCAUAGUGCAGAGAGUUCUGGCCGCCAAAAACAUCGCUCACGCCAAAGGCUCCACCCUCAUGGCCGGCUUCUUGAAGCUGCUGCCCAUGUUCAUCAUCGUGGUGCCGGGGAUGAUCUCCCGCAUCCUGUUUGUGGAUGACAUCGCCUGCAUCAACCCCGAGCACUGCUUCCAGGUGUGCGGGAGCAGGGCCGGCUGCUCCAACAUCGCCUACCCGCGCCUGGUGAUGAACCUGGUGCCCGUGGGGCUGCGCGGGCUCAUGAUGGCCGUGAUGAUCGCCGCCCUGAUGAGCGACCUGGACUCCAUCUUCAACAGCGCCAGCACCAUCUUCACGCUCGACGUCUACAAGCUCAUCCGGAAGAGCGCGACCUCCCGGGAGCUCAUGAUCGUGGGCAGGGUCUUCGUGGCCUUCAUGGUGGUGAUCAGCAUCGCCUGGGUGCCCAUCAUCGUGGAGAUGCAGGGCGGGCAGAUGUACCUGUACAUCCAGGAGGUCGCGGAUUACCUGACCCCGCCGGUGGCCGCCCUGUUCCUCAUGGCCAUCUUCUGGAAGCGUUGCAACGAGCAGGGGGCUUUCUACGGCGGCAUGGCCGGGUUUGUCCUGGGCGCCAUCCGGUUGAUCCUGGCCUUCUUCUACCGCGCUCCCGAGUGCGACCAGCCGGACACCAGGCCCGGCUUCAUCAAGAACAUCCAUUACAUGUACGUGGCCACGGCCCUGUUCUGGAUCACCGGGGCCGUGACGGUCGUGGUGAGCCUGCUCACGCCGCCGCCCACCAAGGAGCAGGUCCGGACCACCACGUUCUGGGCCCUGUGGAAGCGCGGCGCGCCGGAGAGCGCCGGCAAGGGGGAGCUGUACCAGGCGCAGGAGAAGAGCAUCCUCAAGUGCAACGAGAACGCCAACCACAUCAUUCCCAACGGGAAGUCGGAGGAGAACAUUAAAAACGUGAAGCCGGAGGACAUCAACCUCCUGGUGACGUGCAGGGAUGACAGCAACCCGGUGAUCUCGGUGAGCCACUCCGAGGUGGAGACGCCCGUGGAUUGUUACUCCAACGGACAGGCCGCCCUGAUGGGGGAGAAAAAGCACGAGGAGGAGGAGGGGACUGACAACAGGGCGAGACAUUUGAAAUUCAUAGAUUGGUUCUGUGGCUUUAAAAGUAAAAACGUAAACAAGAGAGUGGUUCGGGAGGUCGAGGAGGAGACUGUUUGUUUACAAAUGCUGGAAGAGACUCCAAAAGUUAAACUAUUACUAAAUACUGGACUGGUCUGUGUCUGUUCGCUUGGAAUCUUCAUGUUUGUCUACUUCUCUUUGUGAGUGAAUAGUGAACUUUUAAGGGUAUGGCUUAAACAUACAGAAGUUGAUACAGGUCUCUGGAGAUUUUUGGUUUUUCCUUUCUUUUCUUUUCAAACAACAUAACCACGACCCAGGCAUUGUUUACGCUAUAAUUGUAAGAUCAACUCAGCUUUAGCCUAUUUUGAGACCAUUUGAGAUGUGUUGUCCUCCCUCUGCUGAAAGCAGAACCUGUCCUGUGGUGGCUUUUUCUUUUUUCCCUUUUGUGUUGGUUUUUUUUUUUUUUUCUUUCCAUUUGCAGCACUAACCUUUUGUUUUUCUGUGUAUAAAUAUACCAAAGGCAGGCAGGUGGCUAUGUUUGAAGUCAGGCAGUUACAGCUCAGUCAGCAUAAAGUGAAGAUAACAGGUAAUCAGUUACCAGUGUGUAAAAUCUGAGUGAUUAAAGCUGUGUCAAAAGAUUUUUAAAUGCAGAGCUGUGAUGCACAUUUAUAAAAUAGCUGUAUUACCUUGGCCAACUUAGCACUUUUUAAUUGCACUCACUGCUUUUUUUCUUUUUUCAGUUUCUCAUUUUUCUUCUGGCAACAACAGGAAGCUGUUUUGUCUCAUUUUAUAGCACUUAAAACAUGAUGGCUCUUAGCAGCUUUCUGCCUUUUUUUUUACUCUUUGUAAAGAAAUUCUUGUCUUUUGAUUUUUAUCCACUGUAAAUUCCAUUACUGAAAAAAGUUUCUAUAUUAAAAAAAAAAAAAGAAAAAAAGAGAAAAAACUAAAACAAAAAUAAGCCUGGAGAUGACAAACUGUCAAUGGAGGAGGACAAAAAAGAAAUAUUCUUUCUGUGGGGUUUUGUAUUAUAUUGAGAUUGAAGAAUCACAGAUUCUUGGGGUGUGUUUGGGAUGUCCCUGGGCAGAUGUUCCAGGGCUCUGUGACCUCCAUGGAAAGAAAUUUUUCCUCAGGUUUGGGUGGAAUUUCUUGAGUUUCAGUAAAUGGCCAAAAAGAUUCAUUCAGCCUCUCCACACUCUGAACCUUUAGGACAUUGUUAGGAUUGGCUUCCUUUUAGGGAAAAAACUGUUUGUAGGUUCUACCAUAUGGGAAAAAGAGAACCAUGAGGCUUUGCAUGUCUUGAAAUACUGUUCUUCAUCCUGCAGAAGGGUUUUCCUCUGCUGUGUCUGGGAGGAAUCCCAGAGGAGGAAGAGGAGGAAGCCCUGAUGCUGCAGGGGGAGAACAACUGGGAAGGCAAGGAAGGGGAAAUGGGAGAGAGAGGUGAAAGUGCUCCUUGUUUUCCAGAGUCCUUUUCCCCACGUCUUCUCCCACUUGCCCUUUCACCCUGUCAAACUUCCUUUUUGUAUUUUGAGGAAUCCCAGAAUCCCUGAGUUUGGAAAAGCCCUCCCUGGUCAUUGAGUUCCAGCUGUGCCCAAGCCCCACCUCGUCACCCAGCCCAGAGUGCCACAUUCCUUGGACUCCUCCAGGGCUGGGCACUCCACCAGCUCCCUGGGCAGCCCCUUGCCGUGAGUGACCUUUGUGUGAAGAAAUUCCCUCCUUCCCUCCCUCCCUCCAUCCUCAGAAGGUUCCUGAGGGAUGCGGUGUCAGGAGACAGGGAGCGCGUGCAGCCGCAAAUCUGUGUCGGCAAUCGAGGUCUGUCCUGUGCUCAGGAUUUUUCCAAAAACCUGAAUUCCUCCCAGGCAGUCACAGCUAUUUGUAGGUCUCCAGAAUCCAGAGGAUGUUUCCUCCUGAAGGAUGGAUGCCCAGGCAGGGAUGAGCAGUUCCCAGGUGUGGAGGAUGUGUGUGCAGCAGCUUGGUGCUCUCAUGCUUCCCCAAGCCCACCUGGGUGCUGCUUUUGGGAGCAGAGCCCACCAGAUCUUCCCUCUCCAGGACAGAGUGGUCAUAUCCAGGCUUUCCGUGGAAAUAAUUCCUCCAGUUGUCUUUGCUCCUGAGCUCAUUCAGGAGAGCACGAACUGGCUGGGCCAAAAUCGGGCUGAGGGACCAUUGUGAGCGUUCACCAAAACCACUUCAGGGGUCCAGCACCAUUUCCUUGGCACACAAACAAGAACCAAUUCCUGUGGGGAAAACCGUUUUCUAGAGAUGAGAUUUGGGUCAAUCCUGCCUUUGCCUGCUGGAGAAAGUUUGUUUUUCCACUGGUGCCAUCCACAUGGCUUCUAGCAGAUAAUUCCCAACACAUAUUUUCAGAUAAAAUUAUUCACUUCUAUUUUUGGGAUGGUUUUGUUUGUUUUGGUGGUGUUUUAAUAUCACUUGAAUCUCAUUCAUUCCAAAACUUUGACCAGAGGCUGAGCUGUGCCCCACUUUUCUCCACAUGGUUUAGUUGUUGCUGCUAGGAAGUAGAACUACUCCAAAGUGGAAGACUUGGAGUGUUGUUGCAAUAUUUGUAGAGAAGAGGAGUCACCGUACGUGGUGUUGAUGUUGCGACCAAUGGGACAAGACACGUUUUCUUAUCAUUUGUGUGGCCACAGCUUGGAUUGGAAAAACAUUUUGAAUCCUUUUUAAGGGCGAAAUCCAGGUGUGUGAAAUUAAUGACAUGUCAAGUUGCUUCAUGAGUGGGCUGAGCUGUGAAGGAUGCUUUGAUGUAAAAACGUAGGGAAUCGUUUCCAUACAGGAUAAAAUCAUUUAGGGCAACAUUUGAUCGUAGCGGGAUGAAAAAUAAAUUGUAGAAGGUAAAGAUAAUUCUCAGUCCAACAAUACCCUCCUGAGAAGGCUGGGAUGUGGCUCCAACACCUGGUUUGGCCCAGGGAAGGAGACUCGUGUCCGUCCGGAGCUCGGCGCGAUUUUGGAGCAGCGCUGGCACUGGGAUUUUCCAGGCUGCUCCUCGAUGCCCAGCGCUUUGCCACCGCCUGGGGAGCCAGGUUAGCUCAGGGACCCUCUGGCUCGGCUCCAUCCCCCCUGUGCUGUCCCCAGGGUGCCUUACGCGGGCGGGCGGGCGGCCGAAGGCGCGGCUGGAGGAGGCGCUCCCGGCGCUUCUUCCACCGGCUUCUCCCUGCUGCUUCCAUCCCUCCGCCCCUCCCCGAGCCAUUCUCUCCUCCAAGAGGACACUUGGAAGAGUCAACAGGCAGAAUUCCAGUGUCCUGCUCGGUCAGAUCCGUGAGGAGCUCGUCCUUGGCCGUGGAAGGGAGUUAAGUCCUUCAGGACUGCACUGCGGAGCCCGAGGUGCUCCAUCUCCCACUUGGUUUGUUCUCCCUUUUGCUACACUAACGAGCUGCCACAUUAAUCACACUGCUAAUUGGCAGGCAGGAUCAUCAUGGGUUAUUAAUCUGCCUCCCCACCCCAUCUUCGGACCUGGAAUUGUGAUGCUUUUAAGCAGAUUUUUUUUUUUCCUCCAGUGCUUUUUCUCUUCAGGUGUUUCCGAGGUGUUUUGUGUGCUCCUCUUCAGCCUCAUUGUGUCGUAGUGAUCCUGGAAGUCGCUGAUGCUCUUUGCUGCAUAAAACCACUUAAUAAAAGGCCUUUAUUAAUAAAUAAAGAUAUUCCUAAGGUUCCAAGCAAAGCUGCCUGCUGGCAAGAAGGACCUUGUGUAGGAGAAGGGAUUUUUUAUAGCGUAAACAAGCCUUUGCUGAGGGGGGAAGUUGAUAAAUUUGGGGUUAAACACCCAUUUUUUGGUCCAGCAGAACCACAGAGUGUUUCCCACAAUGGAAUUUUGUUGUCUGGCCCCUUUCCUCUGGGUGGGGCUGGUUGUGCUUCUGUCUUGCAGCAAUGGGUUUAUUUAUUAUUGCCUUGAGCUUAGGAUGACAGGUUUUGGAAAACUGAGUUUGGAAUGACAGCUUUUUUUCUUCUUUUUAUUUCCCUUAACUUAUUUUUUUCUGGUAAGGUAUUUGAAUUUUGCUCCUGGAAAUGGUAGAAGCCUUUUAUUUAAAAAAAUAAAAUAAAAAAAAAAAAUAAAAAAGAAGAGGCUUCUUGAGAGUUUAAUAGUACAUUUUGGGAGACUGUUUUUAUUUAAGUUUUUUUUAAAUGGCUGAUUUGAUGCUAUUCUCUGCCAAAGUUUAGAGGUUUUUUUUGUUGUUUAAUUUUUUUUUUUUUAAAUAAUUUUUCCUGUUUAGCUUUUAGGGCAAGAAAUCCGUGCGAGAUUGUAAGAAAUAAAAAUGGCCUUCAGUAUAUUCCUUAUAUUGUGUAUUUUUUACUUCUCCACUUGUGUGUUCCCUGAUCCCAGAAGGGCCAGGAUGAGACUUCUGAUGAGAGUCAUGAGCCCUGUAACCGAGGAGAGAAAAGGAUUUAUUUCCACGAGGUUACAGUGGAGGGGGCAGAGCCACCCAGGGAGCUCUGCCAGCACUUAAAAGAUGCUUACAACUUUAAAACAGCUUUAUUUUUUUUAUAUAUCUAUUUUUUUAAAUCCUGAGAUAGAGGAGGUGUUGGGAAUUGCUCCCUUUCAGAGAACACAGACAUGGAAGAAGCUGGAGUUGCCAAGCUCCAGCUUUCUCAAGGAAAUCUUUGGAUUUAGCAUGUACAGAGAAGCAAAAUUACUCAUCUGUUAAUUUGGUAUUCUGUAUGUUCUGUGCCCUUAAAUGUAAUUGUUUUGAAAAUAAAACUAACCUUGUUAUGUGAUGUUAAAAGCAGACUUCUGUGCAAUGUUUUAAUUUUUUUUUUUGAUUUGUUUUUUAAAGAAAAUGUUUGUAUAUAAUUAAAUGGUUUAAUGUGCUUUAAUUGGCCUAAGGUAAAGAGUGUAGUCCUAGAAUGUAAAACAUAUAUAAUUAGAAUUUCUGAUUUCACUGUGACAUCUCUGAACUCUUGUUUUUAUUUUUUUUUUUGGUUUCUUUGGUUUUUCUUGCAAAGUGGUUUUGUUUUGUUUACAAAACACUUUCUCUUUGAUUUCUUUCCUGGUGUUGGUUUCAAGGCAUUUGCUUCACUUCUGUUCCAAUCUUGAACUCAUGGUAUAGUGACAUCUGGUGACACUUGGCAUUCUCAGUUCCACUGUGUAAAGUCAGACACUUUGAGCAAAACUGGCGGUGAAAUGACAAUUCUGUGUCUAGGAAUUCACGCUUUUAAAAUGAGGUGGUUAUAAAAAUAGUUGCUGUGCAAAAUGUUAGUAGUCUUCUUCAAGAAGAAAGCAAAAUUUUCUAAUCUCACUCGAGCAGUCUCUUCAUUCAUCAUCUUCUUUUUUAAAGCACAGUGUCAAAGUGAUGCUGCUUUACCUUGUAUCUCUGAGAAAAAAAAUGUUUUUUUAGAUAUCUGUGAAGUAUUUUUGGGUUUUGUUGCUGUUGUAUUUUUCUGCAGAUUUUAUAUAAAAUACCAGUUAAUGAACUGCCUUUUUUCUGUUGGUUUUUUUUUUUUAACUCUCUAAAAUACAUUUCAGACCAAAACCAAAUGAUAUCAUAUAGCAUUUGAAACCUGCCUUUUUCCUUGUCCCUUGGUUGUUUUUUUGGAAAUAAGCCAAAUGGGCAUGUAGAUAAGAUCACUAUAAUGGAUCCAGGUCUCUUUUGGUAAAGUGUUAUUUAAAGGUCUGUUAAGAUCUUAUAAGACAAUAUGCUGAAAAAAAAAAACCUUUACUGUAGUAGGAAUAUAGAUUUAGAAGUGUUAAUGAGAUUAAUACAGCUUAAUUAUAUUGUAAGUUGCUACUGUCCUUAAUGACAAGCUUUUUGUCAUAGAAACGAUGUAUGAUAAAUUAAUUUUGGUCUAGUGUAUAGAAUUAUCAUAUUGCUAUCAAUCUUUGAAGUAAAUCUGAUGCAAAAUUUUCAUAGUUAGCAUUGCUGGCCCUGUGUAUACUGUUCUUUGUAUACUGUAUGCAUUUUAUUUUGCCUCCUGCAUUAGUCUUCAAACUAAAACUCUUAUUAGAGAGUAUUUGGAUACUUUCAGACUGUGUUUCUUGCAGUUUACAUUCCUUUACCAUGGCAUUUUGUCCUGUCUCAAAGUAUUGUAUGGAAAUGUUUCAAACUUCUGUACAAAGUUUCAAUAAAAAUAGAGAAAAAAAAAAAAAAAAAACCAAAAAAACCCAAACCGACCAACCCACCA
Molecule: messenger RNA, 8727 nt
Organism: Pyrgilauda ruficollis (rufous-necked snowfinch)
Lineage: Eukaryota; Metazoa; Chordata; Aves; Passeriformes; Passeridae
Gene: SLC5A3
Product: solute carrier family 5 member 3
Exons: 2
Coding region: 661-2808 (715 amino acids)
Biological process (GO): inositol metabolic process; transmembrane transport; myo-inositol transport
Cellular component (GO): plasma membrane
Molecular function (GO): D-glucose:sodium symporter activity
Source: RefSeq, a predicted model, not a curated record